Messenger RNA from Miscanthus lutarioriparius, 270 nucleotides. Lineage: Eukaryota; Viridiplantae; Streptophyta; Magnoliopsida; Poales; Poaceae. The record is from the annotation of a GenBank genome assembly.
AUGGCCAAGAAAUCCAAGAACCCCGGGAGAGCUGGCGGUGCUUCUUCCUCCUCCUCCACCUCCGUUGCAGCUCGUGGCGAUCGCGCCGCGCCAUGGAUCCGGCUGACGGUUCUCGCUGUGCUCACCAUCCACUCGGCCUUCUCCGCGUACCAGGCCAGGGACGACGCCAGGUUGGUCGCGCUUGUGGCCGUCGGAUACCUUCUCAUGCUGCUGCUGCUGUUCUAUCACUAUGGUGGCCUGCCCCUGCCUGGGGUCAAGAAGACAGACUAG